AUGUUGCCAGCUGGUUCAAGUUCCGCAAUCCACUGGAGGCAGAUUGUGAGCGAGAAGCUUCGGGUUGACUACGCAAAGAUUCCGAGGCAGUGGAGACUCGAGACCCAUGUCAUAGAGAAGGCAAGGACAACCAAGCAGAUUGCUGGCAGUUUCAUCGAGCAUCUCCUCGACCCUGAAACACGCAACAUUACCUCCCUCGACGUACAAGAUCUGGUCGCCGCCAUGGCCAACGGCUCGCUCUCCGCGGUGAAAGUCGUUACGGCCUUCUGCAAGCGAGCCUCAUAUGCACACCAGCUCAGCAAUCUUUUGCUGGAGAUCGGUUUCGAUAACGCACUGGCACGCGCAAAGGAGUUGGAUGACUACUUCGAGAGCAAUGGGAAGCUUUUUGGGCCCUUACAUGGUAUACCCGUAACUCUCAAAGAUCAAUUCCACGUCAAAGGACUCGAAACCUCGAUGGCGUUUGUGAGCUGGAUCGGCACUUUUGAAGGGAAGAGAGGCACGGGAAAAGAACGAGUCUUCGAAAGCGAGCUUGUUCGUGAGCUCUGGAGCCUGGGUGCCAUUCCGAUCGGCAAGGCCCCUGAAACAAACAACAAUAUUCUCGGUUACACCAGGAAUCCAUUCAACCAGGGUCUUUCUAGCGGUGGCUCGUCUGGAGGAGAGGGGGUAAUGCAGGCAUUAAAGGGGAGCGUAUUUGGUAUUGGCACUGACAUUGGUGGUUCGGUGUCCAUGCCAGCAGCCUAUCAAGGAUUAUUCAGCAUCAAGCCCUCCUCUGGCCGCUUAUCGUUCAAGGGCGUGGCGAACACGGGCCCAGGACAACAGGUCAUGCCUACGGUGCCAGGUAUCAUGGGCCACUCCAUAGCUACACUCAAGCUGGUCUUCCAGUCGCUGUUAUCCACCGAACCGUGGCUUCAUGAUUCACACGCUCUGCCGAUCCCCUGGAGGCAUGAACGGGAGUAUGAUCCCGACAGCGAACAAGGCUACAAGCCCGCGUUUGGAUUCAUGUCCAACGACGGCGUUGUGACACCCCAUCCCCCAAUAGCCCGCGCGUUGAGAAUUGUUCAUGAAGCUUUAGAUGAAUCGGGUUAUCAGCUUCUUGAUUGGAAACCCCCGUCGAACAAUGAAUCCGAGGAGCUACAUGGUCCAAUCGCACGCGGUGACGGCUGUCCCGACGCAUACGAGGCCAUCAAGAUGUCAGGCGAGCCCAUCGUCCCUGAGAUUGACGACGUGUUUCCGGGCGGCAAGCUGAUGCCGCCUCUCCCCCUGCCGGAAUAUGAGAAAUUCGUGAUACAUAUGAAAGACUUUAGAAACCGUUACCACGACUAUUGGAUGUCAUCUGCCGGGAAAACACACACGGGCCGACCCGUUGAAGCAGUCAUAUCACCGGUUACUCCGUAUGCUGCCGUAAUCCCUGGGAAGUUCAGAUACUCUGCCUACACGAACUCCCUCAACGUCCUUGACUAUGUCAGCAUAGUCAUUCCGGUAACCUUUGCAAACAGGGAUAUCGAUCAGGUCAGCCACGACUAUAAGCCACUAACUAACGAAGAUAGAAUCAACAUGGAGCUUUAUGACGCCGAAGCGCACGACGGAGCCCCAGCCGCGGUUCAAAUAUUUGGGCGGAGAUGGACCGAAGAACGGCUACUAUCCAUGGCACAUCUAGUCGUUGAUGCGCUAGAAAGGUACGCACAAAGGCAUGGCCGGAUGGUAUGA
Molecule: messenger RNA, 1707 nt
Organism: Canariomyces notabilis
Lineage: Eukaryota; Fungi; Ascomycota; Sordariomycetes; Sordariales; Chaetomiaceae
Product: amidase
Exons: 10
Coding region: 1-1707 (568 amino acids)
Source: RefSeq, a predicted model, not a curated record